AGCUGUCAAGCUCGCGUGACACCUGCUAGCGGCGCGAAAACACUCGGCGCGAAGACACUGAAGUUUCGGUCAGCGUUCCCUCAGAUUUAAACGUGAGAAUGAAGUGUGCGGAGGACCAGACUUUGGAGGAUGAGGCGGGGUUCCAGGAAGAUGAGGAAUCUUUCUUUCAAGACAUAGAGCUCUUACAGAAGCAUGGCAUUAACAUGGCUGACAUUAAGAAACUGAAGUCGGUGGGGAUUUGUACUGUGAAAGGAGUACAGAUGACAACGCGCCGUGCCCUCUGUAAUGUGAAGGGACUCUCUGAGGCUAAAGUGGACAAAAUAAAGGAAGCAGCUGGAAAGUUGAUGGUGUGUGGAUUUCAAACAGCCUCUGAAUACAGUGUGAGAAGGAGACAAGUCUUUCACAUCACAACUGGCAGUCUGGAAUUUGACAAACUCCUUGGAGGAGGUGUGGAGAGUAUGGCCAUUACUGAAGCUUUUGGUGAGUUCAGAACUGGAAAGACCCAACUCUCUCAUACACUUUGCGUAACUGCUCAGCUUCCUGGUGAAUGUGGGUACACAGGAGGAAAGGUCAUCUUUAUUGAUUCUGAGAACACCUUUCGCCCAGAGCGGUUAAGGGACAUAGCUGACCGCUUUAAUGUGGAUCACGAGGCUGUAUUGGAUAAUGUGCUAUAUGCACGUGCUUACACGAGUGAGCAUCAAAUGGAGUUACUAGACUUUGUUGCAGCCAAGUUUCAUGAGGAGGGAGGUGUCUUCAAGCUCCUGAUAAUAGACUCAAUCAUGGCUCUCUUCCGGGUGGACUUCUCUGGAAGAGGUGAGCUGGCUGAGAGACAACAGAAGCUUGCACAAAUGCUCUCCAGACUGCAAAAGAUCUCAGAAGAGUACAACGUUGCAGUAUUUGUUACCAAUCAGAUGACUGCAGACCCAGGAGCUGGAAUGACAUUUCAAGCAGAUCCAAAAAAGCCUAUUGGAGGACACAUCCUGGCCCAUGCCUCCACCACACGCAUCAGCUUAAGGAAAGGGCGUGCUGAACUGAGAAUUGCCAAGAUAUUUGAUAGCCCAGACAUGCCAGAAAAUGAGGCUACUUUUGCCAUUACUGCUGGAGGAAUAUCAGAUGCCAAAGACUAAAAAUCUACACAAUUCCUAAAACAUUUCCAAGUUUUUCCUCAGGAUGGAAUUUGUUCCAGUUAAUGCACAUAACAGUUGUAUUUAUUUAUUUGCAUGUUUAUUGAUUCUCAAUCUGUUUAUUAUUGUCAUUUUGAAAAAUGGCAUUUUAAUAGUGACUUAAUAUUUAUUACUUGUGUAAACAAAAAUAUUUAUUGCUUGUGUAUAUGUUUUAUUUUAUUGCAAAAUAAAAUACAGUUAAAAAUCUAGAAAUAUA
This is a messenger RNA of Misgurnus anguillicaudatus (oriental weatherfish), 1380 nucleotides long. RefSeq names its product DNA meiotic recombinase 1 (gene dmc1). Gene Ontology annotation, cellular component: condensed nuclear chromosome; nucleus. Lineage: Eukaryota; Metazoa; Chordata; Actinopteri; Cypriniformes; Cobitidae. Gene Ontology annotation, biological process: DNA strand invasion; DNA recombinase assembly; mitotic recombination. The record is from RefSeq and is a predicted model, not a curated record. Gene Ontology annotation, molecular function: single-stranded DNA binding; ATP-dependent DNA damage sensor activity; ATP hydrolysis activity.